GGUCCAUCAUCCUGCCGAACACUCCGCCGCGCGUUCAGCUGUUGCACGACCGGCACAAUGGCAUCUCAGCAGCCACGCAACGGCAUCUCCGCCAUCGCAGGACCGGCUGCAAUGGCGAAACCAGGAUCGGCCGCAGAAGAAGCCAAUGCCUCAUCUGGUGCCGGCGCAGCGCCUGUACCCAAGAAGAAGCGCCAUCGAGCGGGCAAGAAGCACAGAAAGAAUCGAAGACAGAGUUUCAUUGCCCCGUCCGAAGCUGCCACCGAAGACACCACCGACAUGGGCGAUCGGCCAAGCCUGCUCGAUGCCUCCCAUCAGGCGUCGCAGAAAGAUAGCUUCUAUCGUCUGCAGAAAUCAGCGAGGAGGACGAGCGACACGAGCUUGGAGAGCGAGGCGCUGCUCGACCACCGCGAGCACGCACCGUUGAGUCGGAGGAGGGACACGAUCAAGCAAGGCUUCUCGCGAGCUGUCCAGCCCUUUACACGGCAUUCGCACCGCUCUUCUGAUGCCUCCGCAAAGCCUGCUACAUCUCGGUCACGGUUGGCACACGCCGAAGGAGUGGCCAUUAGCGAAGACGAGGACGAGGAUGGUGAAGGAAACAAUGAACGGUCGCCAUUGCUGGGAGUAAACAGAUCUCGCAAGCCGCAUCUCUCUCGCAACAACAGCACACAAGUUGUUGGCAGCGCACCGAAUGGAGCUCGAGCCCGUCAUGGAUCUACACACUCGAAGGCUUCCUCGCGGAGAUUACCUCCAGUGGAGAUCCUGACUUCUGCUCGCAACAAUAUCGAUGGCGAGCACGAUGUCAACAACCCGCCUUCCGUUCCUGGAUCGCCUACUAUGGGAGGCAUGGAUGAUGUGUAUAUGCAUGCACUUGGCUCUAGCAUGUCCGACCGAGGUAGGGAUGCAGUCAUUUCCAUCGACGAGGACGAAGGGCGUUUCGACAGCCGAUCUCCAGAGAGCAUGCGGCGACGAGCUACUCUCGCACAAUUGGCUGAGCGUGAUGUUUGCUUCCCAGGAGAUGACGACGAACACGGCGAUGGGUCACCUCAACCACACCAUGAAAACUCUGUCAAGCCUAGGAGGCGACGAGGAAGGAGGUUUCCAGAUCUGGAGGUACUCGAAGAGUGGAGUCGAGAAGAGAAGGAAGAGCGUACGCAACAAGUCGUGCUUCGUGCAAAGAAGAUAGCCGAGCCGGUCAUGGUCGGCGGUCGUCUUCGCCCAGCAAAGACAGUGUGGCAUCCCGAGGUCGAUGAACGGCCUUUCAGAUAUACCUACUUCAACGACACUCUGGACGGCACGAUCCAUGCUAGAAACAUCAGCGAUCUGCAAGAAGAUGGCGCUACGUUCCAAGAUCUCUUCCUUCCAGACCCGAUUGAGCUCAGUGACAGCAGCAGCGAUGAGGACGAGGAAGAGAACGUGGCGGAACGUCCUUCACUGCAGAGGCAUCAUCGCGCUUCAAGCGAUAGUGCCGUGAAGAAUGUCGACGCAUUUAGCCAACGUGGCGACAGCAGGGCGCCAUCAGUGGCGCGAAAUUCGACCAUUGACAGUGUUGCUGCCAGCAAGAAUGCCGCCGAGUCAGCGCCAGCUUCUGGCCACGCGACUCCCAGACCGCCGAAGAAGCGCUAUGGGCCGCGCCCAACUUGGUGGCUGGAUGUCCUAUCGCCGACUGAAAGCGAGAUGAAGGUCUUGUCUCGCACUUUUGGAAUCCACCAACUGACAUCGGAAGACAUUCUCAUGGAUGAGCCGCGUGAGAAGGUGGAGCUGUUCCCGUCCUAUUACUUUGUGAAUUACCGAACAUUCGAACAGGACAAAGACAGCGACGACUACAUGGAACCGAUCAACAUGUACGUGAUUGUUUUCCGAGACGGCGUACUCACCUUCCAUCACUCGAUGAGUCCACACCCGGCCAAUGUUCGACGACGAAUUCGACAAUUGAACGACUACAUGAACCCUACUGCGGACUGGAUUUCGUACGCCAUUAUUGACGAUGUUACGGAUGUGUACGCGCCUCUGGUUACCGAAAUCGAGGAAGAGGUUGACGACAUCGACGAGGCAAUUCUAUACAUGCAUAGAGAAGCAGAUCCCGAAGCCACAGAGGACAAGAAGGCAGCAAUGAUCGGGAAAGCAAAGACUCCAAAAGAUGGCAGAAGGAACAGCGAUGCCAGCAGCCAGAAAGGAGAUGGAGAAGAGAAGAUGAAAGGAGGCGACAUGCUUCGACGUGUUGGGGGUUGCCGCAAGAAAGUCAUGGGCCUCUAUCGUUUGCUCGGAAACAAGGCCGAUGUCAUCAAAGGCUUUGCGAAGCGUUGCAAUGAGCAUUGGGAGGUUGCACCUCGUUCGGAGAUUGGUCUCUAUCUUGGUGAUAUCCAGGAUCAUAUUGUGACCAUGACGCAAAACUUGUCGCAUUACGAGAGUCUCCUCUCCAGAGCUCACAGCAAUUACGUCGCCCAAAUCAAUAUUCGAAUGAACGAACGCGCCGAAUCGAACGCCGAUGUCCUCGGAAAACUCACUGUCCUCGGAACGAUUGUCCUUCCGAUGAAUAUCAUUACCGGAAUGUGGGGUAUGAACGUCUGGGUUCCUGGACAAGAAUACGAGGGCGAUUUGACGUGGUUUUUCUGUAUUACCGCUGGUUUAAUCGCUUUUGGUCUGGUUUGUUAUUUUGUUGCCCGGAAGGUGUAUGGUAUUGUCUGAGGUACAACAAUUUCUGGCCGAGUGUGUGUAAAGGGUAUGGAUGAAGUGGGAGGGGAAUGGACGGAAUAGGGUGCGCUUUCAUUCUUCUGCUGAGUUGGAAUUGUGUACAAGAAUAUUCGGGAUCGGAAGCGAGGCGUUUACUGGUUGGGAGCAACUACAGCAAGCAAGUAUAGACAAAUUCUUCUGAGGAGAAACGGGCCUGGGAGUCUUGGAUGAAUAUAGAAUACCAUGAGCAAGAUACAAUUGCUUGGAAGAGACAGAC
Messenger RNA from Cercospora beticola, 2947 nucleotides. Its product is annotated as magnesium transporter CorA family protein. The record is from RefSeq and is a predicted model, not a curated record. Gene Ontology annotation, biological process: magnesium ion transmembrane transport; intracellular magnesium ion homeostasis. Gene Ontology annotation, cellular component: fungal-type vacuole membrane. Lineage: Eukaryota; Fungi; Ascomycota; Dothideomycetes; Mycosphaerellales; Mycosphaerellaceae. Gene Ontology annotation, molecular function: magnesium ion transmembrane transporter activity.